CUUUAACAUUAGUUUUUACAACAAUUUUUUUUUGCAAAACAAUUUCCAAAAAAAUUAUAGUUCAAAACAGUACUGUUAAGUUAUCAUUGUUUUAGUUCCCAUUGUAUCUAAUUUGUUUGUGUGGUGCCCCUUCCCAAUCAUGUGUAUUAUGUUCCGCCUCAGUGAUUUUGCCUUCUUCCUUUUUCUGUCUGGCCUCCUGUCUGACCUUGUUGGUCAUUCAUUCCAAACAUGUGCUUGUGUUGUGAGGUGCUCGUAAUAAACUUAACUACUGACUUAACAUGGUAGCAGAGGAUGGUUCAAGUUUAAAGAGUCAGUUAUAGUAAAGUCAAAGUUUAUUAUGGCGCAAUCAAAAAGAUCUCCUCCAAAAUAUACUGAAGGAGAUUGCUAUGUACAAUGGAGAAGAAAAUUUUCAAUGUGGCAGUUAGUAUCUGAUGUGAGGAAGUCUGAACAGGCCAUUCUUAUUAAUCUUUAUGCCUUAGAGGGGCAUGUGAAGGCUCAGAGGGCUAUUUCUGAUUUAGCUAUUGACGAACUUCAUUCUAAUGGCGGAAUAAACAUUCUCCUUGCCAAGUUGGAUGAAACAUUCAUUCAAAAGUGAAACAGUGGAUGAGGCUUACAAUGCGUAUGUGAAUUUUAACAGAUUCUCAAGGUCGUCAAAGUCGGUCAACUGGUCUACUACAAAAGAAAUUAGUCGAGAAUUUGGAGAGGACCAGCAAAGGUUUUGGUGCAAGAUGGCCCCUGUUGAUUUUCUGCGGCACGGUGGUCAGUUCCUCCGUGUCCAUGUGUGUAGACUUGAACUUGCCAAUGAAGAAAGGUCCUCAAAUAUGAAUGGGGGGAAUCAAAACAAGCCGGUUACACAAGACACACGCGAGGAAUCGUGUUCAGAGUCCGAUUAUGAGAUUUCUUCCCCAUCGAGGGACAAUUUAUCAGAAGAACCUCAUUAUGAAAUAAGGGAUUCCUCUGAUGAAGGUCUGAGAAGUGCAAUUUUACCUCCUGCUCCUUCUAAGAAUCCUCCCAGGCUAAAUAUAGCAAAACUAAACAAACAGCAAGUUCUUUCGUUUAAAAAGGAGUUCAACACACUGCAACUGUUUUAAGCCGUGCAGGAAAAGCAACGGGUAAAUAAAACCUGUUAUAAUAUUCUUUAUGAAUACCUCCUGAAUUAUAAAGGGGCAAGACUUGGGUAGAUUUCAAUAAAAUGGAAAAUGUUACUAGUGGGACUCUUACCAAUACAGAGAAUGUUGAAACCAGAGUGACAGAAGAAGUGUUUCAAAUCAAUGAUGUUUCUUUUGAUCAAGC
This is a messenger RNA of Ciona intestinalis (vase tunicate), 1293 nucleotides long. The record is from RefSeq and is a predicted model, not a curated record. Lineage: Eukaryota; Metazoa; Chordata; Ascidiacea; Phlebobranchia; Cionidae.